GGGGGUUUCUCCCUCACAUUGGGGAGAAAGGGGACAAAGGGUAAAGGACUUCCCCUUAGGGAAAAUCUGCAAUCAAUUCUCGGGUUCCGGGAUAUCUACCACUUUGUAAACGAUUACAAUGAUUGAGUGGAGGACGAAUGUCUACGUAACCAUUUAGCGAAGCACAAAGAUUUAACGUUUUGAGCGGUUUAACUUCAAAUCACAACGGUGAUACGUCUUAAAAUGAAGAACGUACCAUCCUGCUGCUCUGAGGAGGAGGUAAAAUUAAAGGUCAAAUAAAAUCCUGAAGUAUAUUUUUGCAGUAUCUUAUUUCGCGGGGUAUGAGUUUUGAAACCAGAAGGAGAAGCAAUACCAGACUUUCCAAUUGUCUGGGUGAAGUCAAGCAAUAAUGAGUGUUUCUAUCUUAAUUCCUUUCAGAGCGCCUCCCCAUCAGUUUUCGUCUUCAUGGACUAUUAUGCAUGGGCGUACUUUAAAUUUGCGGGGAAAGAGCAUACAUUGCUGCAAGCUUCCAAAAUCUCUUCCCCUCGCCUUCAAGCAAGGGGUUGGAUAUAGAAGGCCCAGAGUUGGGAAGCCCUGUCACUGCAAACUGGAUUCUGUUGACAAGCAAGAUGAACAACGAUUUCGAAACGAAGUUUGGCAAUGGUCCAACACACCAAAUCAACAGGCUGCUUAUGUUUUUCUGCUAUUUGGUAUGACUUUGGGAUCACAGCUUCCUGAUGUUUCAUGGUCCCCUGCUUGCUAUUUCCUCUGCCUGGGAGUUUGGAUAAUCUAUGUUGGCAGCCAUAGAAGCUUGGGAUCAAAGCCACCAAAACAACUAUCUUUUCGGGAAGGAAUUUUGGCCCCUUUGUACCUUUCUGUAUCAUUAUUUGGAUUUUAUUGCAUCUUGCACUUUUUUCCAAAUCUAGACUUGCAAACCUUUCUAUCCAUAUAUUUUUCAUUUGUCGGCGUAUUUGCGGUGGCUGGCAACAUGGUUGAUCUCAUUGGUGUUCUCUUUCCAACAACAAAUACACAAAUGUUCCAAGUGGAGGUUCCAAAAUGGCUUCGUGAAGAUGAUGCAACCAUUGGUGAGCUUUCGUUAACAUUUGCUGAUGCUCUUGCUCUAUGUGUGGGCAUUUCAAUUGUUAUUGCAAACAAACAAGCUGGAGCUCCAUUCGCCUUGAACAACUUUAUUGCUGCUUGUAUUGCCACUGAGGUUCUGCGACUGUUUUCUUUGGGCAGUUUUCUGACAGCUACCGCACUGCUAUCUGGAUUGCUUUUGUAUGAUGUCUUCUGGGUUUUUGGAUCUAUGCAUGUCUUUGGUGACAACGUAAUGGUCACUGUUGCAACAUCUUCGGCAUUUGAUGCUCCUAUAAAAUUGAUAUUUCCUCACCUUAAGGGAAACUCGACCUUUCCGUAUUCCUUGUUAGGAUUAGGGGAUGUAACAGUACCCGGUCUUUUAACUGCUUUGAUGCUGAAAUUUGAUCGGUCAAACUUCUCUACAAGAGCCUAUGAAGCAUUUGAGGAUUCAAGCACAGGGCUGAUCCAGUAUCCCAAGAAGACAUACUUCACCACUUGUAUUGCUUCUUACAUUUUUGGCUUGCUUCUAACAUUUGUGGCAAAUGGAGUUUCUGGGGCAGCACAACCUGCACUUCUGUACCUUGUCCCUUCUCAACUAGCUGGAAUUUUCCUAAUUUCCUUUCUAAGAUCUGAAGUUGAUCUUUUGGUUAGCUACAGCGAGGAGAUGAUAGAUAAUGCUGGUAACAUUGAGAAAGACAAAUGAGCAUUGAACUUUUUGUCUGUUCAUAGUCACCAUUAAUCUGAGGAACUAUCUAGAGCAGCAAAACCUGCACUUUUGUACUUUGUCUCUUCUCUACUAGCUGGGAUUUUCCUAUUUCCCUUUCUAAGAUCUGAAGUUGAUCUUUUGGUUAGCUACAGCGAGGAGAUGAUGGACAAUGCUUGUAUCGUUGAGAAAGACAAACAAGCAUUGAACCUUUUGUCUGUUUAUGGUCAACAUUAAUCUGAGGAGCUAUCUUGUAGGAAAGUAAAAGGGUUAAAAAUGUUUUAAAAGUCAAUCUAAAUUAGUACAUGGAAAUUGCUACAUUAACGAAUGUACAAAAUCCACAAAUGGAAUGACCAAUUUGCAGACAUAAUCUGAAAACAACAAUUGAGGUUUUGUCACAACUAAAUGAUUAAAAAAUAUAAGAAAUUUGUGAAGUUAGUCA
Molecule: messenger RNA, 2201 nt
Organism: Cryptomeria japonica (Japanese cedar)
Lineage: Eukaryota; Viridiplantae; Streptophyta; Pinopsida; Cupressales; Cupressaceae
Product: signal peptide peptidase 2
Exons: 9
Coding region: 389-1759 (456 amino acids)
Biological process (GO): membrane protein proteolysis
Cellular component (GO): lumenal side of endoplasmic reticulum membrane; cytoplasmic side of endoplasmic reticulum membrane; membrane
Molecular function (GO): aspartic endopeptidase activity, intramembrane cleaving
Source: RefSeq, a predicted model, not a curated record